UUACAAAAAUAGUCUUACAAGAGUAUUCAUGGGGCAUUUCGGUGUAUAGCGGUGUCAGUGUGUUGUAAUAACUAGUGUUAGUUUGGAGGGUUGUGUUGUGUGUAGCAAGGGACUGCCGAUAUCGGUUUAUACAGCUGGACACUUAUUAACGAAAACACAAGGCAUAUACAAACUACAGAAAGUGUGUGUAUCAAUUAACACUAGAUGGAUAUACGGAAGAUGCAUUAGUUACCAAGUAUAUAUAUUACUACUGUUGAGGAUCCCUUUACUAUACGUAAAGCCACGAGUUAGCAGACGAUACAUCUGACCGAGGACCCAGUCCAUGAACUCUCGUUGGAUAUGGAUGAGUGUAUAUGUUAGCAAUCACGUCUCGGUGGUAAUGUGAACUUUCACAACAACGAGGUGAGCUAUAUCAUUCUUUAAAUCGUCAACAGUGUAACAAAACACGAUAGUCAGGACCCACUGUUGUUAACAGGCCUAUUAGGAACAUUUCGGCUUGCUGCUUCGUUCAAACUGCUCAUUCAAGGGAGAAAAAUACCUUUUAUAAAACAGAUUUAUAAAACUGUUCAGGUGAAAAGGACAAGAACGACUCGGCAUACCAGUAAGGGACAGCUGACUGUACAUGUUAUUCAUUACGGUAACACUUUACAAAUCUUUUUUGUGACUUGGAUGUUUUAAAUAUUUUUACAACAACUCGUUGACUAUAUGCACACGUGUUGUUGUUGACUAUGUCCCUGGAAAGUCCGACCCGUCCGUAGGAUGUUUAUUCGUGCCUCCUGGGUCCUGUCACUGUGUUUUGCACAAUCUUGGCUAUGUAGUUUUGUGAUGUCUGCCGAAUACUGUGACGAUGUCCAAGACUGGUGUGCAAGGAGGAUAGGAUGUGGAAUGGCACUUCAGCACUUCUUUGCGGGAUGCAAAGAGAAUCUGUUUCAUGAGACUGACGUCUGUACCACGUCAUGUAAGAGGGCUCUUAUAUCUUUGCUCUCAUCAGAAGACGAUGCCGGAUUAGAUUUCAUCAACUGCAACUGUAGUGGAGAUCCAUACUGUCAAGAUAGAAAGCAAGGAAUUGAGGUAUGCACCAAUGACGUUCUAGAGGCCAUUCAUAGUGUAAACGAUGGGACAUCAGUGGUCAGUUGUACUCUGGCCAAGUGGAUUUGUGAAGCGGACAGUUCAUGCUUCACUGCAUUAGAUUUCUACAAAAGUCACUGCAGCAAGUUAUUUAUAGGUGAUAAAUGUACGGAGCGAUGUAACAACAGUGUUACAAUUCUGUAUCAACAAGCCAAGGCUCAGAAAUUACAAAACUGUGAAUGUGAUGGAAGUGAAUUGUAUGAUUGUAAAAGUAUCCGGUACUAUACAGAUGUUCUAUGUUUUAAUAAGGUGUAUCAGGUGAAGAGCUUCAAUGGAAGCAACAGAUUGUCUGUUUCACUUCUAUGUGUGACCCUUCUUAUUGCCUCGUUAUUGUGGUGUUGGAGACACGUGCUAGGGGGAUCUCGUUCACGCCGGUGACAUAUUCAGCUGGGACAUUAACGAGCGCAGAGGCGAGGAAUUAUUAGCAUUUAAAGUGCAAUUAACACGAAGUCGAUCACACAAAUAUUCCGUUUAUUUCCUAAGAAGAUAUCAAUCAACUUGUGAAGUUGCCGAAGGUCCCAGUCGUGCUUGAUCUAACCCAACACCGAUGGAUGUUAAAUGCUGCUACAGAUAACAGGCGAUAAGCUGUUGGAGAUAGCUGUCACUGAUAGCAGAUCAAUGUCACUCGAUAGCUUCAAUUCAAUGAAUCAACGUAUUUAGGUACGAUUAUAAGAUUAAGCGCAGAUAUCACCGGGAAUACAUUCAAAGAUCUUGAUAUGAAUAGACGUUAUAAUCAAUAUCAAGAGAGAUAUAGAUUUUGUUCCUGAUUAUUUAAGAGUGCAUAUUUAAUUACUAUCUAAAUACAUGUGCCUGUAUUGAUGUACAAAUAACAUUUAUCAAAGCGAGAGUAAGCUGUUCAAGUAGAUAUUCUCGACAUAUUUUUUCUACUUUCAACUCUGAGUUUGCUCAAACUUUUCUGACUCUCAGUAAGUGAUUCGAAUAACAUUCGAUUAUAGAUAUUUUACAAGGGCACGUGAUCAGUUAAAAACAAUUUGUUAAUACAAAAUUUGGACACCAGACCAUUGUGUAUCUUUUAAAUAUAAUAUGCUGUUUUUGUUGUUAUUGUUGUAUGGUGGCCGAAUGUAUACUGCUGUAAGACAUUGUGUGUGUUACUUCCAAUGUUCGGUUAAUAUUGUGAGUUGCAAAUGGUUAAUGAUCUCCAAAUCAGGACCUCGCGCCAUUUUAAUAUGUGUAUGCAUUUAGAUGUAUUGCUGACUUUUUACAACUUUCUGAUCAUCCGUAAUAUUUAAUGUGAUGAUGUUUAGUGAUGUUUUUGCUGUGUAUUUCUAUAUCCGUCAACGGAGAAAACCUUGCUCACAUACAAAGAGUUUAUAGCCAAUGCUUUUUUCCUGAUGUGCCAGCUGUGAAAAAAAUCAUAAGCGCGGGCUCCUGGCUACACGGCUAGAGCACACACAAGGCCACAGCGCCAACGUUACCAACUUCGUUUCGAUUGUAAGAUAUUCUUGUGAUUUAUGGAUAAUGUCUCUCUGAGUAUAGAUAUAUACCGUUGAAGCGAGGAAUUUUCUUUCAUAUUCUUUCAUGUGUUGCUGUUUAGCUCUGUGCGCAAAAACGCAUUUACCAUUUCACAGUUUGAGUAUAUUGCUCUGACCGCCUAGUCGAAGACAUAAUAAAAACCCGUAGAAAAAAAAGAUGUGAUUUCUUUUAUUUGAAAUUUGAAAAGAAAACCUGGAUAGAAGUUUGAUAUUUCAAAUAGCUGACCUCAGCAUUACUCAUAUUAAAGGAAAACGUAUAUAAGAGUAAUUGGCAUAUAUAACUAAAUGAAACAUACAACCUUUAUUUCAUGGUCGGUUAUCACCUCAGUGAAGUAUGUGUUUAUUAUGUCUCCGACGAAUACAGAGAAAUUAAAAAUGCAUACAAAGUUUUUCUUUUCUGUAGGAAUCUAAUGUGCUAUAUAUUUUUCACAUGAAAGAGAUAUGUAUAUGACUACGGAGGCAGUAUUUAUAUAUUUGUGAAAUGAAAUCUGUAAUAUUUAUUUCAUUGUGUGUGUAAGUGACAGUCACGGAGUUCAUUGUGGUCUUGUAAAUAAGUGUUUCAUUAUAAUCAGAGUCAGAAUGUCAAAAAUUUUAACCAAUCAAUAUAAUGAACAACCGAUGCCAUAACUAGACUUUGUUAUCUGAUACUUGAAGUUUAAUUUAAAAUCCAUAAUAACAUAGAUUUUCUUGUGCCAAAUGUAUUCGUUGAUUAAGAUAUGUGAUGUAUAGUUCUUGAUUUGAAUGCACAAAGAAACAUGUAUCGUUUAUUUACAUGUGGCGGCAUGCUAUUAAUUCACCGCGAAUAUUAUGUACCUUAAAUAUCUAUGUCUUAUCUGGAAAAUGCAACAAAUCACUAUUACAUGUAUCGGAAAAUAUAGUGUUCACGUUUUAAUGAAGGAUUCCAAAACGAGAAAGAAAAAUAUAACAUUUACGUUUUGGCAGAUCCAAAAUUUUUUUGGUUGAGUUAAUUACUCUGAUAUCGCUGAAAAAUUUAUGGAAUUUUUAGAAGAUACACUUAAGUAACAUUACAUACAUAUUUCCAGAAUAUACCCUGACUUACAACUGACAAUUUCCAUUAAGUACUAUUAAAUAAGUUAGAUAAUCCCUGAAAACUGAAGCAUCGAAAUUCAUGUAGACAAGCCCUUUCAAAACCAGAGGUGUCAAAACAUUAGUUAAUUCAGUAAUGAAAAAACCCCAAGAUCUAUUGGUAGCAUUUAUUGAAUACGUUUAUAGUAUAAGAUCCUCAGGACCAAGAUAGUGGAGUGUGACUGUCAUUUACACACAGUUUCGUUCUUUCUUUGUUUGUUUGGUUUCAUCGGAUGCAUUCCAAAACUGACUUGUUUGAAUAUUGUAACAAUAUCAGACAUUA
Pecten maximus is the source of this 3990-nucleotide messenger RNA. RefSeq names its product growth arrest-specific protein 1-like. Lineage: Eukaryota; Metazoa; Mollusca; Bivalvia; Pectinida; Pectinidae. Bases 760 to 1506 code for a protein of 248 amino acids. The transcript has a single exon. Gene Ontology annotation, biological process: regulation of cell cycle. The record is from RefSeq and is a predicted model, not a curated record.